This is a messenger RNA of Brugia malayi, 201 nucleotides long. RefSeq lists its product as uncharacterized. The coding region runs from base 1 to 201 and encodes 66 amino acids. The record is from RefSeq and is a predicted model, not a curated record. The transcript has 2 exons. Lineage: Eukaryota; Metazoa; Nematoda; Chromadorea; Rhabditida; Onchocercidae.
AUGAAUUGGGUUCAGUAUAAUCAUCAGAAACAAUUACACGCAGAUCGUUUCAGCAGGCAACGAAAGUAUAUUGUGGAGAUUUAUAAUGCGUAUCAUGAAUCGAGCAAUCAGAGAGUAAAGAACGAAAGAAAAAAUAUUUCAAUAAUGGAAGCUGAAGCAGAAGUUUUCGAACUUUUUGAAAAAUGGAAGAAAAAUUUUUAA